Molecule: messenger RNA, 1473 nt
Organism: Akanthomyces muscarius
Lineage: Eukaryota; Fungi; Ascomycota; Sordariomycetes; Hypocreales; Cordycipitaceae
Exons: 4
Coding region: 1-1473 (490 amino acids)
Biological process (GO): carbohydrate catabolic process; fungal-type cell wall biogenesis
Molecular function (GO): mannan endo-1,6-alpha-mannosidase activity
Source: RefSeq, a predicted model, not a curated record
AUGUUGUCGAUUGAUCUCAUCCUGACUGUUAUGCUCCUGCUUGGGGCAGCGCCAACGUCUGUGGCGCAAAGCGUAUACUAUAAAGUCGACACCUCUGAUGAGAUUCGCGAAAGCUCGAGAACUCUCGCAUACGACUUGAUGUCCAUUUACAAGGGCAAUCAAUCUGGUCAAGUACCCGGCAUGCUCCCCGGCCCUCCGGCAUCCGGCACGGGUGAUUAUUACUGGUGGGAAGGAGGCGCCAUGAUGGGAGCAUACAUUGACUACUGGCAUCUAACCGGCGACCCCAGCUACAACAAUGUCGUCACCCAGGGUAUGCUCUUUCAAGCCGGGGACAACAACGACUACCAGCCACGCAACCAAACCAUCGGUCUGGGAAACGACGACCAGGGAUUCUGGGCCAUGUCCGCCAUGCUCGCCGCCGAGACGCGUUUCCCCAACCCGCCGGAGGAUGCGCCGCAAUGGCUGGCUCUAGCGCAGGCUGUGUGGAAUACGCAGGCAGAGCCCAGUCGAUGGGAUGACACUUGCGGCGGCGGACUGCGCUGGCAGCGUCAGUUCUUCAACAACGGCUACAACUACAAGAACGCCAUCGCGAACGGCGUCUUCUUUAACCUCGGCGCUCGCCUUGCGCGUUACACAGGCAACGACACUUAUGCGCAGCGCGCCGAGCAGACGUGGGACUGGCUCUGGAGCGUCGGCUACAUUGACAACCAAGACUGGCACGUCUACGACGGCGGCCACGUCGAGCACAACUGCACUGAUAUCAACCGGCUCAGGAUGUCGUAUAAUCCGGCGGUUUUAGUCCAGGGCGCCGCAUUCAUGUACAACCACACGAACGGAGACGAGAAAUGGAAGUAUCGCGUAAGCACCAUGCUAGACUCGUUCUUCAAGCAGUUCUUCAGAGACAACGUCAUAUUCGAGACCGACUGCGAGACCCGCGACCCGCCAUGCACCACCGACAUGCUGUCAUUCAAGGGCUACUGUCUACGCUGGCUCGCCGUCGUUACGCAAGUCGCGCCGUUUACGCGCGACGCCAUCCUUCCCGUGUUGAAAGCCUCGGCACGCGCCGCCGUGCAGCAGUGCACGGGGGAGCCGACCGGCCGACGCUGCGGCUUCUACUGGACCGGCGGCCGGUUUGUUGAUCCCAAGGUGGACAACACGACGGGGGCCGGCGAGGCCAUGGACGCGCUCGCGGCGGUGUCGAGCCUGCUCAUCGACAAGGCGGAGGCGCCUGUGAGAGCCGACAGGGGCACCUCCAAGGGCGACCCGAACGCAGGGCUGCCAGGGGCCACGGCGGGGACGAGACGAUUGAAGAGGAUAACGGGGGCGGAUAUGUUUGGUGCGAGUAUAGUGACGGUGCUGUAUGCGAUGGGGCCGAUGCUUUUGUUUCUUUGGAUCUGCGUGGAUGAAACGCGAGAUGCUGACAAAAAGAAGGACGUCGAGGUUCAGCAGAUCACGAACAGUAAAGUUCCGUAG